Messenger RNA from Nipponia nippon (crested ibis), 2390 nucleotides. Lineage: Eukaryota; Metazoa; Chordata; Aves; Pelecaniformes; Threskiornithidae. The record is from RefSeq and is a predicted model, not a curated record.
GGCCGCCAUGAGGGCCCGGACUGGCGGCGUCUGAGCGCCGUGGACGUGGGCCGGGUGUCGCGGGAGGGGGACGUGGCGGCCCUGCAGGAGCACCUGGAGCACGUCACCUUCUGCAGCGCCGAGCGGGAGCGCUGCCCACACUGCCAGGGCCCCGCCGACCCGCUGCUGCUCAAGCUGCUGCGCCUGGCCCAGCUCUGCACCGAGUACCUGCUGCACUCGCAGGAGUACCUCAGCGCCCAGCUCGGCAACCUGGAGGAGGCCCUGCGGGCCGCCCAGGCCCAGCGCGACCAGCUGGGCAAGGAGGUGGCCCACCGCUCGCAGGAGAUCAAGGGGCUCAAGGAGGAGUGCCGCCGGAGGAAGAAGAUGAUCAGCACCCAGCAGAUGAUGCUGGAGGCCCGAGCCAGCUACCACCAGUGUCAGUUUUGUGAAAAGGCUUUUAUGAACUACUCCUUUUUGCAAAGUCACAUGCAAAGGCGUCAUCCAGAAGAAUCUCAGAUUGAACAGAAGAGGAAAGCAAAGACGGACAAAUUGCAGGAUGAGAUUGAGAAACUGAAGGAGCAGUUGCAGCUCACCAAGUCCCAGUUAGAGGCUGAACAACAGGCUAAUAUGGUCAGGUUUUCUAAGGAAUGUGAACAGCAAAAAUCAAAAGAAGAAGAAAUUCUACAAUCAUUUCAUAAAUGGAAAGAGGAGGAAAAAGAGAAAUUGGCUGAUGAAAUAGAAAAAGUGAAAGAGAUGUUUAUGAAAGAGCUUAAGGAGUUAUCUUCAAGAAAUUCAACAUUAGAAAACCAACUGUUAGAAUUACAAAAGUCCAAUAUGCAACAAAAAUCCAAUUUAGGGACACUGAAAGACAGCCAAGAAUUUACAGAAGAGAAACCUCAGAGUCCUCAGGAUUAUCACAAUGUGGUUAAACUUCUUGAAAAACAGGAAAGUAAGUGGACGUCUAGAAUACAAGCCCUUCAUCAUGACCAUGAGACAGAAAAGUCCCUGCUACUAUCACAGAUUGAGAAGCUUAAAUCAUCAGUGAGAGAAGACCUGAAUAAAAAUAACACCUUUUACAAGAGGAGAAUAGAAGAACUGGGGCAGAGGCUUCAGGAGCAGAAUGAUCUGAUUAUUACUCAGAAGAAGCAGAUAAAAGAAUUGUCCACAAGAUCAGUUGCAAGCAUUAAACCAUAUGAUGUGAACACUACUGUGGAGCAUCUUGAAGAAUCUAAACCAAGUCUAUCAGUGACACAUGAAAUUGAGAAAGGUGAUCAUAAAACAGGUAGAAGUAACCACUAUUUAAUAAAUGCUUUGAAGACUGAUCCUUCUUUAACUAAAGAAUUACGAGUUGUUUUGGAGCAAGCCCUGGAGGAGAAGCUGGAAUCCUUGGGAAUUAAAGCAGGUGUUCGCGGUAUCCCAAAUGAGCGCUUAAAUAAAAUUUUGCGUGCUAUUCAAUCUGCUAGAGAAUGCAAACAGAAGCAAGAGCCUGACAUUCAGCGAAUUCGAGAGCAUCUUGAACGCCAAGUUAGCUUUAGGGUUGAAGAGAAAUCAUCAUCUUGUAAUAGACCUGUUUCCUGUCCUCAACUUCCUUCAGAAGAUAAACAGAAGUUCAGUCAAUUGGGAAUUUCCUCAUCUGCCACACCACAAAAACCAGUAAAACGGUCUUCAACAGCUGUCCGCCCAGCUGAACAAAGACCAGCCAUCGCUGAGAAUACAUCCACGCCAAAAUCCAGGAAGAUUUUUGGAAAUGGAGUUUCCAGAAAGACAUCUAGUAUCACAACUCCACCAUUCAGUUCAGAGGAAGAAGUAGAUGAAUAUGAUAUUAAGCAGUCUUACAUAUCACCAGAGUUAUUGCAAAAGCAGUCAAAAGCAUCAAGCAGCAAAGUCAGUGCUUUUCAGAAGGCUUCUGGCAAAAGCGAUAUCGAUGGGACAGAGGGAAGUGAAAUUGAAGAAACUGGAACACCUGUGAAAACUUCAAAAGGAGCAGUUAUUCAAAAACUGACCGAACAAGUUGGAAAGAGUCUUUCUAACCAUGGAAAUAAGAACAAACCAGCUGGAGGGAUUAAUGUUGCGCAGGCAUUUAUUAAGAAAGAAGAGGUGCAAGAACUGAAGUUCACAGAAGUUGAUGAAGAUGAUUGGGAUAUAUCAUCAGUAGAAGAAGACUUUUUAUUAAUGAAAAGUGAUAGAGGCCAGAAGGCAUUGACAGUUCAGAAAAAUGAGUCAAAUGCUGCAUCUGUGGUACAUGCAUGGGGUCUUCCGAAGACAAGCGUACCAAAGGAGGAAGGCCUUCAUGAAGCUGAUAAUACGAGCACGUUAAAAAGCAGCUUAGUCACUGUAACAGAUUGGAGUGAUUCUUCAGAUAUAUAACUGUUGCAUUCCUGAUGGGAGGCACUGCUCUUGGCUUCCGUUGG